Mollisia scopiformis is the source of this 1320-nucleotide messenger RNA. Its product is annotated as salicylate hydroxylase. Gene Ontology annotation, biological process: secondary metabolite biosynthetic process. Gene Ontology annotation, molecular function: monooxygenase activity; FAD binding. The coding region runs from base 1 to 1320 and encodes 439 amino acids. The record is from RefSeq and is a predicted model, not a curated record. The transcript is spliced from 4 exons. Lineage: Eukaryota; Fungi; Ascomycota; Leotiomycetes; Helotiales; Mollisiaceae.
AUGUUGUCCACUCUCACCACCACGCCACUCACGAUCACCAUUGUAGGCGGCGGAAUUGGUGGCCUCUCUGCUGCCACCUUCCUCUCUCAAUCUGGACAUAAAGUUACUGUCCUCGAUUCUAACCCCUGUCUUUCGGAAAUAGGGGCCGGGAUCCAAAUCACGCCAAAUGCAAUGCGCAUCUUUGAUCGGCAUGGCCUGAAAGAUAGAUUUUACGAAGAGGCUACCAAGAAUGAAGGAGCAACCAUCAGGAGGUGGGACAACGGAACAGUAUUAGGGAAGCAUAGGGGUAUGGCAAUAAAGCGUUAUGGAUAUUUCAAUCUCACCCUACACCGAGCCGAUUAUCAAAGGAUUCUGUACGAUGCUGCGAUCAAAGCGGGCGCGAAGGUCGAGUUCAAUCGCAAAGUUAAAGAUGUAGAUUUUAGCACCCCUUCCCUCACUCUCGAAGACGGGCAGGAAUUCGCGACUGACCUUGUUAUAGCUGCAGAGGGAAUCGGCUCCCGUACACGCAUCUCAUUGUUCUCUGACAGCCACGCCCAUGGAACACCCGACUCUGCCCAUCGUCUGAUACUGCCAUCAUCCAUUCUUCGAUCCUCGCCAAUUCUCAACCCUCUUGUUUCCGAACCCAGCAGCACUAUCUGGUUCGGCCCCCAUCGGCACAUCGUAGCUUACACAAUCAGGGGAACUUCACUUUACAAUCUCGUCUUUUGCGGACCGGAAUCCAGCAGCUCCAAAAUUGGGGUCUGGAACCAACCAGCUUCUUUGCAGGAUUUAAAGAAGGAAUACGAGGGGUGGGAGGAGCCAAUCCAGGAGAUAUUGAACAGCGCAGAGGCGGUACAUAAAUGGCGCAUUGGCGAAGUCCCGGACUUGCCCAGUUGGAGAAGUGAAAACGGCAAAGUAGUGCUGCUAGGCGAUGCAGCACAUGCAAUGAUGCCAUAUACAGCACAGGGAGCCACUUCGACUGUUGAGGACGCGGCAGUCCUUGCCGGCUGUCUCGAGCGAGUGAGAAGCAAAGAGGAAAUCAGUAGAUUGACGGAGGCGUAUGAAAGCAUUCGCAAGCCAAGAGCGGAGAAAGUCAAGAAGACUAGUUGGGGGAACAUGAAGCACUACGGACUGGUAGAUGGGAAGGAGCAGGAAGAAAGAGAUAGGAUGUAUGCAAAGACUUUGGUAGUACAGACAAGGGAUGACGAGGAGAGGGCGGACAAGCCGCAGAAAGAUGCUAAUGCACCAUAUGGCAGUGCGGAGUUUUCGAUGUGGUUGUAUGGAUACGAUGUUGAGGAGGAACUGGAAAAGUAUUUCAAGGAUGGGAGAGUCGUGGAUUGA